UCCAAGCUGGCGUAGGAGGAAGUCCGCUUCACCUGUGGGCACAAACACGUCCGAAUGAGACAGUCCCUGGAGCUUCGCCAUUUAGUCCAGCCCAUUACAGGCAUUCCCGGAACAGACUAAGGCUGGGCCAACAUGGCAUCUGUGUUUCGAAGUGAGGAGAUGUGUUUAUCCCAAGUCUUUCUCCAGGUGGAGGCUGCCUAUUGCUGUGUAGCUGAGCUGGGAGAGCUUGGCUUGGUUCAGUUCAAAGAUCUCAAUGCAAAUGUGAACAGCUUCCAGAGGAAGUUUGUGAAUGAAGUCCGAAGGUGCGAGUCGCUGGAGCGAAUCCUCCGUUUUCUGGAAGAUGAGAUGCAAAACGAGAUUGUAAUCCAGACGCCCGAGAAGGAGCCAGAGACGCCUCUCCCCCGAGAAAUGAUCACCCUGGAGAGUACUCUGGAGAAACUGGAAGGAGAGCUCCAGGAAGCCAACCAGAGCCAACAGGCUUUGAAGAAGAGCUUUCUGGAACUGACAGAACUCAAAUACCUCCUAAAGAAGACCCAGGACUUUUUUGAGACAGAAACCAACUUAGCUGACGAUUUCUUUGUUGAAGACACUUCGGGUCUCUUGGAGUUAAGAGCCAUACCUGCGUUCAUGACUGGGAAGUUGGGGUUCACGGCUGGCGUGAUACACAGGGAGAGGAUGGCUUCCUUCGAGAGGCUGCUGUGGAGAGUUUGCCGGGGAAACGUGUACUUGAAGUUCAGCGAGAUGGACACGCUUCUGGAGGAUCCCGUGACGAAAGAAGAAAUGAAAAAGAAUAUAUUCAUCAUAUUUUAUCAAGGGGAACAGCUCAGGCUGAAGAUCAAGAAGAUCUGUGAUGGGUUUCGUGCCACCAUCUACCCCUGCCCGGAGUCUGCGGUCGAGCGCAGAGAGAUGCUGGCCAGCGUCAACGUGAGGCUGGAGGACUUAAUCACUGUCAUUACCCAAACAGAGUCUCACCGGCAGCGCCUACUGCAGGAAGCUGCUGCCAACUGGCACUCCUGGGUCAUCAAAGUGCAGAAGAUGAAGGCCGUCUACCAUGUCCUGAAUAUGUGCAACAUUGACGUCACCCAGCAGUGCAUCAUCGCCGAGAUCUGGUUCCCAGUGGCAGACACCAGGCACAUCAAGAAGGCGCUGGAGCAGGGCAUGGAACUUAGUGGCUCCUCCAUGGUCCCCAUCAUGACCGAAGUGGAGACGAAAGCGGACCCUCCCACCUUCAACAGGACUAAUAAAUUUACAGCUGGCUUCCAGAACAUUGUCGACGCCUAUGGUGUAGGGAGCUACAGAGAGAUAAACCCAGCUCCCUACACGAUCAUCACCUUCCCCUUCCUGUUCGCCGUGAUGUUUGGAGACUGUGGUCACGGGCUGGUGAUGCUAAUGGCGGCCCUGUGGAUGGUCCUAAACGAGAGGCACCUGCUGGCUCAGAAGAGCACCAAUGAGAUCUGGAACACCUUCUUCAACGGGCGCUACCUGAUCCUGCUCAUGGGCAUCUUCUCCAUCUACACGGGCUUGAUCUACAAUGACUGCUUCUCCAAGUCUUUUAACAUCUUUGGGUCCUCCUGGAGCGUCCAGCCUAUGUUCAGAAAUGGCACAUGGAAUGCCCAUGUCGUGGAAAAGAGUCAGUAUUUGCAGCUGGACCCGGCCAUCCCAGGAGUGUACUCUGGAAAUCCCUACCCAUUUGGGAUUGAUCCGAUUUGGAACCUGGCUUCCAACAAACUCACGUUUUUGAACUCCUAUAAGAUGAAGAUGUCAGUCAUCCUGGGGAUCGUUCAGAUGACUUUUGGUGUUAUUCUCGGCCUCUUCAAUCACAUGCUGUCAUUCUUGAUGUUGCAGCAAGAAGUCCAGACUUUCUUUGUCAUCAUUGCGUUGAUCUCUGUGCCGUGGAUGCUUCUGAUCAAGCCGUUUCUCCUCAGAGCCAAACACCAGAAAUCUCAGCUGCAGUCUUUCACGAUCCACGAGGAUGACAUUGAGGGUGGCCACUCGAGCGCCUCUGCUCAGAAGAAGACGGCGGGGACUAAGGGUGACCACGAGGAGGAGUUCAACUUUGGAGACAUCUUUGUCCACCAGGCCAUUCAUACCAUCGAGUACUGCCUGGGCUGCAUCUCCAACACAGCCUCGUAUCUUCGUCUCUGGGCCCUCAGCUUGGCUCACGCAGAGCUGUCCGAGGUGCUCUGGACCAUGGUGAUGAACAUCGGCCUUCGCCUUCGGGGCUGGGGAGGGCUCAUCGGGGUCUUCAUCAUUUUUGCCGUCUUCGCUGUCCUGACCGUCGCCAUCCUCCUGAUCAUGGAGGGCCUCUCAGCCUUUCUGCAUGCCCUCCGGCUGCACUGGGUGGAGUUCCAGAACAAGUUCUAUGAGGGAGCUGGCUCCAAGUUCUCCCCCUUCUCCUUCAAGCUAGUCCUGGAAGGGGCUGCUGAGGAGUAGGCUCUUCUGCGUCCCGGGUGCUGAUGCCAACUGAAGGACUUCCCUCUCGCCUCUGAGUCAGCCCAGGCCAGGAGUCCCACGCAGCAACCCUGUUGGCUACAGUGAAGUGAGAAGCUGUGUGAGGAUUUGGCAGGAUUUAACCACGUAACCCAAGGGCUACUUUUUAUUUGGGACUUUAUGUGCAGCCAAAUGGUCAAAUACUACAAUAACUGGGAAAUGGGGGAGGGGACACUAGACCACUAUCUUGUACUACUUUAUUUGUGUUUUACUUUGUAUCUAUUUUGAGACAAGGUCUCAUUAGCUCUAACCGUUCUGGAAAUAGCUGCGUAGCCUAGGGUGGCUUUGAGUUCUGACUCCCCCUGCCUCCACUUCCCCAGUGUUCAGAUGUCAGGCACCAGCCAGCACACCUGGAUCUCCUGCAGAAUUUCAAGUAUUAUAAUCAUGAAAAUAAAUACUUGCUUUGUUCACUGUU
Molecule: messenger RNA, 2905 nt
Organism: Alexandromys fortis (reed vole)
Lineage: Eukaryota; Metazoa; Chordata; Mammalia; Rodentia; Cricetidae
Gene: Atp6v0a4
Product: ATPase H+ transporting V0 subunit a4
Exons: 20
Coding region: 133-2433 (766 amino acids)
Biological process (GO): vacuolar acidification; proton transmembrane transport
Cellular component (GO): vacuolar proton-transporting V-type ATPase complex; plasma membrane; vacuolar proton-transporting V-type ATPase, V0 domain
Molecular function (GO): proton-transporting ATPase activity, rotational mechanism; ATPase binding
Source: RefSeq, a predicted model, not a curated record